Messenger RNA from Pelobates fuscus (common spadefoot toad), 3741 nucleotides. RefSeq names its product MAP7 domain containing 3 (gene MAP7D3). Bases 1 to 2592 code for a protein of 863 amino acids. The transcript has 22 exons. The record is from RefSeq and is a predicted model, not a curated record. NCBI's taxonomy places the organism in Eukaryota, Metazoa, Chordata, Amphibia, Anura, Pelobatidae. Gene Ontology annotation, cellular component: microtubule cytoskeleton. Gene Ontology annotation, biological process: microtubule cytoskeleton organization.
AUGCGCAGUGCAGGGCGGACACAGAGAGCGGCAACCCCGGGGCAGGGAAAGAUGGCGGACUGUAGCGGCAAACUGAAGGGUCUCCGGGAACAAAUCGUUGCUGUAGCACAAGCACUUGCAGAUGAACGAAGAAGCCAAAGUGGAUCCAGCCCGGUUACUGUUCCUUCCGCGGCUAGCACAAAGACAACUAAACCUGUAAUUGAUGGCUCAGCCUUAAGGACUGAUGAGAGACAGAGAUUAGCCCGUGAACGCAGGGAGGAGCGUGAAAGACAAAAUGCUGCUAAAGAAUCUCAGCUAAUCGAGAAAGAAAAAAAAUCAAAACUCCAGUAUGAGAAACAAAUGGAGGAAAAGCAACGAAAGCUGGAAGAGCAAAAACAGAAAGAUGAACAGAAGAGGGCAGCUGCGGAAGAAAAGAGAAAACAAAAACUGAUGGAAGAAAAGGAACGCAGAGAAGCAAAUGUACGACGUACCCAGGAGAGAAGUAGCCAGUUGGACAAUCGGCAAAAGAGGUGGUCCUGGGGUGGAUCGGUAGAUGGAGACAAACCAGGUACACCUUGUGCUACAGAACCACAGCCUGAAGAGAAAAGUGGAUCUGGCGUCAGCAAACUUUCUUCUUCAGCAACCAAUCUGAAGAAUACAGAUACUGCCAUUCACAAACGUUUUUCAUCCUCCUCUGCAACCCUUCAGAGCUCUUCUGAAAAAGGUGUCAAACAGAGAAGUUCAUCACUAAGCAGACUGAGUAACAAAAAUCCUUCCAAUUCUCAAACCUUCUCGUCUAGGGUUUCCAGCUUGGAAAAGAAAGGUUCAGCAGACCAGAAGCGAAGCUCAUCGCUGAAUAGACUGAAUAAUAAACCUGCACAUCUAGAGGGUGUGAAAAAGGAAGACAAAGCAGAAACAUUUGAGUGGACAUAUGCUCAUCGCCCCCAGGGCAGUCCUUUGGACAGUAAUAUAAUCAGUCGCCUCCUCGCCCCCACUCAGUCCUCCAUAGCUAGGAGUAAGAGUGCAGCCACAUUAUCAGCUGAUGGAAAGGAUUCUCCAGAAUCUCACCUCUGUCCUCGUUCAGCUUCAGCCACUACCAUCAGUACCCCACCCUCCGUCUCUAAAGGCCCCAUGCGUAGCCGUAGCAUUGAUAGAAUGAAAUCACCUCAGAGCUCAUCUUCUGGAGUUGGCUCCACCGAACCUGUCCAGAAAGAUGCUGAAAAAUCACCUGCUUCUCUUGAAAAACGCCCUCCAUCUCCUACAACAGGUUCACGUAGGAGAUCUCCAUCCCCUGUCCUUACUCCAAAACGGGCCCCAUCACCAACACUUGAAAGUAAAAAAAUACAAAAAAAUCGGCCUCAAUCACCAAGUGUGCUAAAACAGAGACCUCCUUCACCUACUGUGACCCACAAACCUGUUCCCAUCCAACGUCCGUCUCUUACACCAAGUGUCUUAAGUGCUACCAAAAAGAAUACUGAGCCAGAAGCUAAACCAAAGGAAAAAGUGCACGAAGGGACUGGCUUGGAACCCAAACCUUUACAAACCUCAGAGAAGGAGACAUCUGUGACUUCUACAAAGACCAAAGAUGAACCCAUUAGUAAAAAUAUUUCAGGGAGCACAACUGCCGAAGAAGCUGCCAAAAUCUUGGCUGAGAAGCGUCGGCUUGCACGAGAGCAAAGAGAGCGUGAGGAGCAGGAACGGAUACAAAGGCAGCAAGAAGAAAAGAUCAAACAAGAGGAGAUGGCUCGCAAAGCAGAAGAAGACAGAAUAAAGCAGAAAGUAGAAGCAGAGCUUUUAAAAGAACAGCAAAAACUGCAAAGGGAAGAAGAUGAGCGAAAAGAAGAAGAAGAAAGGGUCCGUAAAGAGCAAGAAGAACAGGAGCGUCUUGCUGAGCUUCAGCUCCAAAGGGAAGAAGCAGAAGCAAAAGCCCUUGAAGAAGCUGAAAAGCAAAGACAAGAGCGUGAGAAAAUUAUGCAGCAGAAUAUGCAAGAAAGACUUGAAAGGAAGAAGAGAAUUGAAGAAAUCAUGAAAAGAACCAGAAAGACCGACCAAAUGGAUUCAAAACAUGUUGAUAGAUCUGACCUGGGCACAGAAGAAGAUGAUGAAGAAAUGAACAGUCUUGAAGAUAACCAACAUGAAGAUCUGAAUGGACUGGAUUCCGGGGAGGAUCCUGAUGAUCAAGAAUGUACAAGGUCUUUAACUCCUCUGGGUCCUUUAUUACCAGAUGAUUCAGUGCAGAAGGAAAAUGAAUUAUUUAUUAUUGGUUAUAGCCCAGCCACUGAUCAGAAGCUUAAUGGGCAAUCUUCAGAAACAAAAACACCAGAAGAACCAUGCCUUGUGACUAAUGGAACAAGCCAAGAUUGCAUGACGCUUAAUGAGGACCAUGAAACUACGGAGCUGGUGCAGAGUAUAAAUGGAAAAUCCAGCAUGUGGACAUUUGAGGAAAUUAUUGAUCUGGGAAUCCAUUCCAAAACAACAAGUUUGUCCUCCGAUUCCAUUUCCACAGACACGUGUAAUCAGGCCCUUAUAGAAGCUUCUACCCCAAAGUUGGCCUUUGAAGAUGGGCAAGUCAAUUCUUUGUCCACGGUCAUUGACUCUGCUGCAGAAAUGUGAUUUUUCAGCACUGAAAAUCCUGAUUGCACUUCGCUCUACAGUAUUUAAUGAAACGCUGAAGCCUUGUUGUGAAAAGCUGCUAUUUCAACAUGUUACUUAACAAACUAUAUAUAUGUUUGUGUAAUUCACCAUCCAGGAGAAGGAAUCAAGAUCACACUUUUGUCAUUUCUUCAGGGAGAGCAUGAUGGUGGGAUAACAUUUUGCUUUGGAGCAGCAAGCAGUUUUGCAAGGUCUCAAUGUUUUUAGAAUAUGUUGUCUUUGUUAUUGUUUAUGGAGCAAUUUUCUUAACCUAUUAGUUAAGUGUACUCUGGUAUGCCAUAGGACUAUAAUUAAUAUGAUUAACUGUUGAGUGCAAAGAGGACUAGCAAAAGCAUUUUAAGAGUUUUUACAAAACGAGUUACGGGCUAUUGUAAUACAAGUCUUUGUUCCUUUCUGGUUAUGAAGCUUCACGAUAAUACAUAACAAUGACAGGCAGAAUUUAGUUUCUUGGGGAGAAGGGAAUAGAAUAAUGCUUAGAAACGGUCUUCAAAAGCAAAAAACAUGCUUACAGUAAAAGUUCACUGUGACUAAUAGUACGUGGAGAAAAACGUUCAUUACAAGUAUGUGUUUAUCACAAUGUUUGCUUUAGUAUUGAUUUUUUUUAUUUUAUUAUAAAAAAUAUUUUUUUGUUACGUGUAUUUAAGUUGCAUAUGUAAGUAUUAUUUUAUGGUGUAUAUAAAAAAAAUAAGCAGUAUUAGACGUUAACUUUUUUUUUCUAUAUUGUAAGCAGUUUUAUAAUUACUUAAGUUACCCACUUACUUUACAUUCUAUCCUGCUAAAUCGAACAGUCUUCUACGUCCUCUCGUGUGCAAAGGAUUACUUUCCUUAAAAAAAAAAAAAAAAAACUACAACAAUUCAGCAACCUAAUUAACUUAUUCAUUUCUGAUUUUGUUGACGAAACGUAGACCUAAAAUGUUUGUGUCCACGCAGAUUUGUUUAGAAAGUUUUGUUAAAUUAUUUGCAGUGUUGUCACAUACUAAAUGAUAACAGACAGAAAAACGUUUUCAUGGAAAAAGGGAGAAUGAAUAUUAUCCAAACUUAGUGUAUUUCAUAUGAUGGAACGUGUAUUUCAUCAUAGAGCAGAAACUAGAAGCUUGUGACAACCAAACU